CCUCGCAUUAUGGGCUUAGAACGGCAGGGGGGCGCUGGCGGGGGCGGGUGGCACACUUGAGCGCAUGGAUCUGGCGUUGGUGGUGGACAACUCAUAGCGCUGCAAAAAAUACCCUUGCAUUAAAUUAUGUAUAGUUGACACUUCUAUAUUGUCUCGGGCUUGGGUGGGUGUUAUGGUACCUUUUCGUUGUUUCAGACUUUUGUAAUAAACAUACAAAAUUUUUAUAGCCCAAAUGUACAGUAAUAGCAUGACAGGAUUUACAAAUCUGUCAAAGAUUUGUAAAUUGUAAUUUUUUUCCUUGAACUAUAGGCCUAUCAAAUGAUUAUGGUGGUAAUAUUUGUUUCUUAUUUAAUAGCGACUUUUUACAACAAUUAAUAUAAACAAUCAUUUUUAAUAGCAAACGAUAAGAUUUCUUUACAGUGACAUUGCUAAGAGUAAAACGGCAGGUGUUUUGAAGGUUCAUCAUGCAUUUUUUGUGUUAUUUACAGUUUUUUUUUAAUCAAUCACUUUAUUUUCUAUAUAUGUAAUGAAUGAAAUACAUCCAAUGAACAUUAGCAAAAAAUUAAAAAAUUUACUAUUAAUAUUAAUAAAAAACAUUGUUUAUAAAUUAUUGCCAGACUGAGUAAAAACUUAUUUUUAAAUGCAUCCUUUAAUUUUGCCAUUCCGUACUCUGUUAUCGCAGACAACUUGGUCUUAUUAUACCUAACAUUUAUAUCAAAUGAGAUUUUUUUUCCAGAGUUUAAUUCGAUGAAAGAUGGCACAAAGUACGCACGGUGGGAGUCACCGUCGGAGUCGAGACAACGAGGCCACAUCGACAAGGUAUACCAAUAGUGAUUGGGAAGCGAAAGAAGCACUCUACCAACGAGAAUUAGACGAGGCCCGCGCAAGGGCAACGCAAAUGGAGAAAACGAUGCGCUGGUGGUCAGACUGCACGGCCAACUGGCGAGAAAAAUGGAGCAAAGUCCGCACCGAACGAAACAAAGCCAGGGAAGAGGCGAAGCUACUUAAGACCAAAGCCGACACUCUAGCAAAAGAAGUCACCAAUUUAAAAGCGGAAAAAAAUGAAAUAGAACACCUGCUCGUUGAGGCGAAACGAGAUAACGAAAAAUUACUAAGCAUAGGUGAGAGCAGAGUGUUGUCUGGAGAUUUGACGAUGGAAGAUGGGGUUGAAUUAAGAAAGAAGAAUUUGGGUUAUAUGUCACCGAACGAUCAGCUUUCAAUAAGGCAGAGAGCGUCUCUUGACUCUCACAAAUUCUCAAACGUUGAUAGUGUUCUCACAAACAAGUUAGCUGAAUUGCGGCUUCGACUCGACGAGACCAGCAAUAGCUUACAGAGUGAGAAAGACCAGAAGGCUUUCUUGCUUAGUAAGGUGGAGACACUUACUGCAGAAUUGCACAAUGCUAAAAUGGAGCUGACUCAUGGGGAUAGGACUUUAGGCUCCACAGAAUCUAGUCAUAGUGAAGUAGAGAGACUCCAAAACGAAUUGCAAGACGAGAUAGCAGCUAAACAAGUGUUGGAAGAGAGAAUUGCUGAAUUCAAAAUGGAAGUGGAGAGGCUCAAGUCUGAGAAUACUGUCCAAUGGAGUAAAAGAGAGCUUUUAGAGACAGAAAACAUAGCUAUUCUAAGAGAAAACAAGAAGUUGUAUAGCCAAGUGUGCGAAUUGAGGGAACAGAUACACAAGCUCAAUCGUAUCUCGGAUGGAAGCGUGUACGGUGUUCCUUUUGUAAAUGAGCACUCUAAAUUGAACUCUAAUAUAUUGUACGUUAGGAAAUCUAGUGCAAGUCCAAGAUCGCAUGAUUCUAGCAAUGGAUCUUCGGAAGCGAAUCUCGCCCAAUCGGACGCUAAAACGAAUACAUCCGGCGAGGAGGACGAACUAGCUAUAGUUGAAAGAAACGAUAAUUGUUAAUAAAUACUCACGCAAUUAACUCCUUGUAAAUUAAGUUAAAUAAUUCAGAACGCAACGAAACACGAAAAGUUUAUUUUUCACGAAAUUCCAAUGAAAGAACCAGUGACGUUAUUUUUUUCCUUCUCUUGUUCUUUGCAAACUUUUUGCUUUUCCCCAAAGAGAAUAUUAUUCGUACUUUUCUAUCAUAGGUCUUUUAUCAUUAAUAUCUUCGAUCAACAAUAUUUAUAUAAUUAUUAUUUGAGCAAAGAGAUAUGAAAUAGCAAC
Molecule: messenger RNA, 2170 nt
Organism: Diatraea saccharalis (sugarcane borer)
Lineage: Eukaryota; Metazoa; Arthropoda; Insecta; Lepidoptera; Crambidae
Source: the annotation of a GenBank genome assembly